GAUGUAAUUUUAGGUUUGUUUUGUUUGGUUGGAGGGAAAGUGAAAAAGAAAAUAUCCUUUGUUUUGUUUUGUUUUGUUUUAUUCGUUCUCGUACAUUCCCCCACGCUUUCUUGGGAUCCAAACUGUGAUCAGGGAUAAUAAUCAGUGAAAAAGGAGAAAAUGUGGGGGACUAUGAGGCAACGAGUCAGCUACUUGGCCUUGAGCAGGACUCGACCUGUAGUAUACGCAUCCAGAAGUUAUGCAUCUGGACCAAAGCAGAUGACAGUACGGGAAGCUUUGAAUACUGCAAUUGAUGAAGAGAUGUCUGCAGAUCCUAAAGUUUUUUUGAUGGGUGAAGAGGUUGGUGAAUAUCAAGGUGCCUACAAGAUUUCCAAAGGGCUUUUGGACAAGUAUGGUCCUGGGAGGGUUAUUGAUACUCCAAUCACAGAGGCGGGCUUUGCCGGAAUUGGAGUUGGUGCUGCUUACCAUGGUCUUAAGCCUAUCAUAGAAUUUAUGACAUUUAAUUUCUCCUUGCAGGCAAUUGACCAUAUAAUUAAUUCAGCUGCAAAGUCAAACUAUAUGUCUGCUGGUCAGAUAUCUGUGCCUAUUGUUUUCAGAGGGCCAAAUGGGGCUGCUGCAGGAGUUGGUGCCCAGCAUUCUCAGUGCUUUGCGGCAUGGUAUGGUGCAUGCCCUGGUUUGAAGGUGCUGGUUCCAUAUUCAUCAGAGGACGCUCGGGGCCUGUUAAAAGCUGCUAUAAGGGACCCUGACCCUGUUGUUUUCCUUGAAAACGAAUUGCUAUAUGGUCAGUCUUUCCCUGUUUCAGAGGAAGCUCUUGAUUCCAGUUUCUCCCUUCCAAUAGGGAAAGCAAAGAUAGAGCGAGAAGGAAAGGAUGUAACUAUUGUCACUUACGCAAGGAUGGUUGAUUAUUCUCUCCAGGCAGCUGAAAUACUCGCAAAAGAAGGAAUUAGUGCUGAGGUUAUAAAUCUUCGCUCAAUCCGUCCCCUUGACAGAUCGGCAAUCAAUGCCUCAGUCAGGAAAACUAGCAGACUGGUGACUGUUGAAGAGGGGUUCCCUCAACAUGGUGUUGGCGCUGAGAUCUGUAUGUCUGUUAUUGAGGAGAGCUUUGAUUUUCUUGAUGCACCUGUUGAAAGGAUUGCAGGGGCAGAUAUUCCCAUGCCUUAUGCAGCAAAUCUUGAGAGGAUGGCUCUUCCACAGAUUGAUGAUAUCAUUCGUGCGGCAAAGAGGACUUGCUACAGAUCAGCUCCUAAGGCUGCAGCCGCUUAGCAUGAUCAAGAUUGCUUAAGCAUUUCAUCUCCCAUUUCCAUUUUCAGAAAAGGUAUCUUUUUUAUCCACCUAUGUCUAUGCACACACAAAUGUUGUGCAUUCCCUCAAAAUUCGGCCAACGCUAGUGACAGCUGCUGGUUCAGCACAUUCCUGUCACCGAGAAACAUUAAAAUAAACAUUCUAUUUUUUUUUAUUUAUUAUUAUUAUUAAGAAAUAAGGAUUU
Molecule: messenger RNA, 1486 nt
Organism: Vitis riparia (riverbank grape)
Lineage: Eukaryota; Viridiplantae; Streptophyta; Magnoliopsida; Vitales; Vitaceae
Product: pyruvate dehydrogenase E1 component subunit beta-1, mitochondrial-like
Exons: 15
Coding region: 160-1263 (367 amino acids)
Biological process (GO): pyruvate decarboxylation to acetyl-CoA
Molecular function (GO): pyruvate dehydrogenase (acetyl-transferring) activity
Source: RefSeq, a predicted model, not a curated record